This is a messenger RNA of Ahaetulla prasina, 6492 nucleotides long. Its product is annotated as apelin receptor-like. Gene Ontology annotation, cellular component: nucleus; heterochromatin; membrane. Gene Ontology annotation, biological process: double-strand break repair; immune response; G protein-coupled receptor signaling pathway. Gene Ontology annotation, molecular function: G protein-coupled receptor activity. The coding region runs from base 171 to 5231 and encodes 1686 amino acids. NCBI's taxonomy places the organism in Eukaryota, Metazoa, Chordata, Lepidosauria, Squamata, Colubridae. The transcript has 12 exons. The record is from RefSeq and is a predicted model, not a curated record.
CGGCAGGCAACGGGUUCUCGGCCAACGUAAGCUGAGAUUCCCUUCGCUAGCCCGGCCUUUCCUUUAACCACUCCGGCCUCAGGGCUGUGACACGUGGGGUUGGGUGUCUCCGCGGCCAUGAAUAUGAAUUAGAGCGGGCGGGGCCAGCCUGGGCCUUGAUCGGGAACGUCAUGAAUAUGCAAAGAGAGAGAGGAUCGCCAGAGCCUCCGUCGGGCCUCGGAUCGCGAAGCUUGGGGCUGGCCUUUAUGCUGACUUCUGAGUCACCACCUGAUGUGAUGGAUUCUAAGCCUCAAUCGCUGUGUUCUUCCUUUUCCAUUACCGCUGCCAAUGGCCGUAAAGACACUAAACCACCAUCGAGCAGCUCUGAGAUAGGGGACGCCCGUCCAAAGCCACCGGUGAAACCCAAGCCUUGCGUUCUUCCUAAACCAGCUAUGCCAGUGAAACCUACGCCUGGACUGCGCCAGACUCUUUCUGAGGUGCCUUCUGCAGAAAAGAUCAAUUUGUUGGCUGGGCCUAAGCCAUAUAGCAGUGGAGCUGGCAGUGCUGUAAAGCGCCUUUCCUUUAACCUGAAGUGCUCUCCAAGAGAAGUUACCAAUGGGAAAGAGGUUCCAUCUUUUUUCUCCACUGCAAGCAAGUCAUCUGAAGAUAAAGAAGAUGCUGAGCCCACAAAAAAAUCCAGUGCUAUUGAAAGAGCUUCUGAGGAAGAAUGUAGAGAAUCCUCUAGUGUAGCCAAAUGCACACUCCCCUUCAAAGUGAAACCGGUGCCAGUAGCAACUAAGCCAGAACGUUUUCCUGGGACCACAGUGGAGGAAAUCUUGGCCAAAAUCGAAAAACCCAGUGAAAGUUCACCCAGCUCUGAACGGCCUCGGCUAGUACGCUCUUUCUUCAGCCAAGAUGGUGGUUCAGCUGUUCACCUAGGGCCUAAGGGUUAUGUUGCUUUCCGGAGAAGUUCCAGUGGAGAAGAAGGAGUAGGAACAGAUCCAGAAGGGUCUGUUUACCGAGUCUCCUGUGAAAUUAAGGAGAGGAGUUUGUCAAGGAACAAGGAAUUAAAGGAAGAAAACAGGAGAUUAAAUGAGCAGCAUGCGCCUGAAUCUCAACAGCCAGAAACAGAGGUCAAAAGAAAUGAGAUUUUCCUUCCUACAGACAGCAGCUCCAGCCAGCCUAGCACGAGCUGUGAAGGAAACCAACUCGAAUCCAGCAGUUCACCGUCUUCUCCUGGUACCAAGUUCUCUUCCAGAGUCACACCUGGAUCUCCUGAUGCCCCUUCUGAAACAACCCAACCCCCUGGUGCUCCAUACCUUCCAACAGAUGUCCCAUGUAGUGAAGCUUUGCUUCCACCAGGCUCCCCUGAUGGAUCUACUAAAUCCUCCAGAAGUCCUCUGGUAGACUCUGUCAGUCACGUUCCGCUUGCAGACCCCCAUGUAACCAUUGCAGAUCCCUGGCCUCCAGGAUCCCCUAUUAAGACUUCUCCAGGACAGUCCAUGCUUUCAGACUUAGCAGAUGUUUCUGCAAGAUACCCUGAAGUCCCUCUUCUCCCUGAGCAUGCUGCCAGUUUGACCCACCCGCCCACUGAAUAUAAUCUGCGGUCUCACCAAUGUCUUACAGGAGUGUCAGAAUCCCCUGGCUCCCCUAGCAUUCUUUCAAAGUGCCAUGUUUGUUCUGAUCAGCCUCCAGGGUCCCCUUCAUGCAUACCAGACUCCCUACUCAACAGGGGGAAGGAGUAUCUCAAAAAUAAAGCACAAAUUCUUCCUUUUGAGGAGAAGGAUCCCCUGCUAAAUCAGCGGCGUGCUUCAGAGGGGGUGGUGCAACCACAGGGUAAAAAAAUGGUCAGGGAAGAACUAGGAGGUUCCUUAGCUGCACUGCCAAAAGAGAAGGACCCAUCUGUAGAGCAGACUUUAGGAGGAGAGUCUAGUUGGAGUCUGUCACAGUCAUUUGAAUGGUCAUUCCCUAAUCAGGGACUGGAGUUGGUUGGGAAGAGAUUAGUAUCUCCUCCCAACUCUCCCAUUCAGGAACACGAUGAUGACAACCUUUUGGAAGCAGAAUUGGGUGGAGAGAUCCCUCCCAUUCAAGGAUCAUAUCAAGAGGCUGGUUCAGAGGGACAAAUCGGGAAAGAGGAGGAGACUGAGGCUAGUGAACACAGCGCCAAUAAGGAAUCGGAAAGUAACUGGAAGAAGAUUGAGGGGCAGCUAGAAACCCAAUCUACUCUUGAGUUGUCAGCACCUGGUGGACCGUCUGUUCAGAGAAAGAUAGGUAGCCCUAAUCUAAAGGGCCCAGUGGUAGCUGAAGAGGUUACUUUUCAAGAGGAUCAUGAUGAUUUCCUCCAAUUUCCCCCAAACAAUGAGGAAGAGGCUCUACGAGCAAUGGAGCCAUUACCAAGUGUAGAGGAAACUGCUCCUCCUGCAGAGCCUUGUAUCUUGUUCUCAGAAAGUGCCCAGGUACAGACAGCUGAUACCUGUCAGGAAGAAUGUGAUGACCUGGGUAUGGCACAGGAAGCCAAGAUGGGGAACUCUGACCUACUGGGUGGAGUUGAACCUGGUUCUAGUUCACAUUGGCUAGAUGAGCUUCUGGCAUCUCCUCCACCUAGCGCUGAUGAUACAAAGAAAAGAAGUACAUCCAAGGUAGAAGACCCCACAGGACCACAGGAUCUUCUGGGAUGGUCACGGAAGGACCUUCAUAGCGAGUUUGGCAUUGUAGGUGCUGAUCAUUCUGAUACCUUUCACUUGGAUUGGACUGCCGAUGUGACCAGAGUUAAAUGGCUCGGAGAAACAGAACAAGAUCGAGAGUUUGGCACAGGCUCACAGGACUGGCCAAACUCAUACACUGUUGGUAAUACCAAAAGUCAGGAUAUGGAAUUUGGUACCAGCCAGCAAGAAUGGGCUAGAGGAUCACCAUUACGGGGCAGUUCCAGUCCAGUGCAAGAAGAGUGGCUUGCUUCUUAUGGUAGCCAUGGUGCUGAUCAUUCAACUGAGGAAUCAAAUUGGAGCAGCACAUACAACAUCAGUACUGCUGAGGGUCAGCACGCAGAACCCUAUAUGAGGAAGCCCGGCUGGCCUAGUCUCUGCCAUGCUGGCAGUGAUCAACAGAGCAGUGAGUUUGCUGCAGUUGAGAAGACAGAUUGGAGCAGCCAAUAUCAGGAUGCUGCCGCUGAAACAACUGACUGGCCCAAGUAUCAUAUGGAAAAUGUCAGUUGCCCAGAAUCAGAUGUCAGCCCCGAAUCGGCAAAAGUGCCUAGCGAGUACACUAUUGAGAGCAAGCUGGAAACAGAGUUCUGUGUGAAACAUUCAGAUGACAGCACCCCAGUUUCUGUGUUCAGUGCCAGCCAUUUAGGCUGGCCUAGUGAAUCGGAUUCUGGCAGCAGUACUAGUCAACCACAAAGAGAGUUCACUGCCCAUCAAGUGGAACUGUCUAGUGAACCUCAGAACCGUCCAGAAGAUCAGCUUAGUUUUCAACAGGACUCGGGACCAGAUACAUAUGGCUUUGAUGAUGGCAGUUAUCCAGAGUCUAAACUGAGUGUCAAACUGUCUGACUCACCUAGUAGAUGUGGUACCGAAAUUGCUCAAAACCAAGUUGAUGAGUUCAGUGCUGGUAAAUCUGAUGGAGCCAAAGAAUACGAUGGUGAGAUAGGUUGUAGAAUUGAAAUAGAUGGCGGCAUGAAAGGCAGUAACUCUCAAAUGGAGGCGGAUAAUCAAGAAUUCUAUGCCCGAAGACCAAUCUGGUCUGAUGAAUACUGCCUGGGUAAAUUUGAACCACAAGAGGAUACUACUGGUAGAGGAGAUUGGAUCAAAGACUCUAAGUUCUCAGAAAGUGAACAGAGUGAUACUAUAGGACAGGCUCUAAUAGCUGGACUUGGCUCAUUAGAUUUGUCUGAUCAAAAAGUCACAGUCAAUUUAGAGGAAUCAACUGACAACCUAAUACAUCAGGCUGGAAAUUUAACAAAUUUGGCCAUGGACGAACCCCGAGGAAUUGGAGAAGGUGAACCUGAAUGGACUCAACAUCUUGACACUGGAGAAUUGGCUAUCUCCGGUGACCUAAAAGUUGAGAGCUUGGAAGCUUAUAAAAAACCUGCAGAGAAGCACCUUGACUGGGUUCUUCCUUUUGGCAUGGAAACUUCAUCUGCCUCAUCAAAUACAAGAUCGGUGAAUGCAGAAGAAGGCAGAGAACCUGAUGUUGGACAAGCAGAUUUAAUUAACAAUAUGGAUGUAUCUGACAGCGAAAAGACAGAUGUAUCUGGUUUGAGACCCAAGGCUUUGGAUGGGGCUGAAGUGGCAUAUAGGGGUGAGAGGCGUCAUUUGGGGGAUACUGUUUUGGAAGAUGAUGUGAUGCAGCAUCAAGGAGCAACACCAGCAUGUGGAGAGAGCAGAAAAUGCCAUAGUCAGCGCCUGUCCAGUCCCAGCUGCCUGCUGGAAGGAUUGGUUUCUAGUAGUGCCAACAGACCAGAGGUCCAGCAAAAGAGGCCUGCCUCCUUCCAUAGCUGUCAUUCAGAAGAAGAGAGGAAGCUGAAUAACUUGCCCAGUGAGCUGGUGCCAGCAGCUGAGAAGAUCAGGCAAUCUCCAUUCCCACUGGAGGAUGUAGGAGAGGUUUUAUCUGACACAGAUGGUGACAUCAGCCAGCUGGACAGUGGAAAUGGGAGCCAGCCACCUGAAAGGCAAAGCGAAAGUCAAGCCACACAACCUAUUUCCCAGGAUGAUUGUGCUUUGGAGGGAGCUGAAGCAUUAACAAGAGAAAAAUUCACUUUCUUGGAGGAUACGGAAGUUCUUGAUAAUAGUGCACAUCGGGACCGUGCAAAUUUGGGCCGCAAGCGAGGUCAUCGAGCCCCAAUCACCCGAGCAGGCAGUACUGGGUUAGAGAAUGACAGGAACAGCUGGAUGUUCAGAGAUUCUACAGAGCCCCAAUUAGUUCCUGCAGGCUCAGAUGAAGAAGUCCAUGAGGAGACAAAGAGCAAGAAGUCACGAAGCUCUCCAUUGUCCAAAGGGGUAAAGGUAGCCCUCUUCCCAGGCCUCAGUCCUUCAGCUUUGAAGGCUAAAUUGCGAGGGAGAAACCGCUCUGCUGAGGAAGUGGAACCACAAGGUGAAGUAAAGGAGGCUCCUGUACAGCGUUCUAAAUCCUGCAAGAUGGGCAGCACUAGUGGGAAGCCUCUGGUGCUGCCACCUAAGCCAGAUAAAUCCUCAGGAUCAGAAACUUCCUCACCCAACUGGCUGCAGGUUCUGAAGCUGAAAAAGAAAAAAAGUUGAAAUCCAACCAGCCUUCAGAUGUGCUGUCCUACUUCUGGGGCCUUGACAGCAGAUGGUUCCGGUCAGCAUUUUAUGGGUUAGAGACGGAGUUCCCAUCUAACAUCUUGGAGGGAUUUGGGGAGGGAAGGGAUUUGUGGGAAGAGGGAGGCUGAAGCACAUUUAUGCACUUUGUAUCACAUUCACUCACUCAUGCAUAUGGCAGUCAAUUCUCUUUGCCAUUAUAUUUCCCAUUUUUUCCUGUCCCCCCCUUCUCGUGUUCCAUAUAAUUUUAUGAAAUCUUUUAUUUUAUUUUUUUUGUAAUCAAAAUGCUUGGCACCAGCCCCUUUUCUUUCACACUAAGAUAGGGAGGCAAGACAAGAAAGUGAGGCUUUCGCUCUCUCUGCUGCCAUAUAUUGCAUUUCAGACAAAGAGGAAAGGAUUGUUUCCCCUUCAGUCACUUGAAACAAAUAAAGGUUUUAUGGCUAUGAAGGCCCUGCUGUCGUAUUUGCUUAAAUGUAAUCCUCUGAUCUGUCUCCAGAGCCAACCUUGUUACUUGGCAACAUAGUCUAGAGCUGGGCAGCCGACAAGGCUAUAGCAAAAUGCUGGUGGAGGGGUGUUUUCCUUUUGUGGACGGAAUGGCAUGCUCCUUGGCGUGUGCGUGUGUGUAUAUGUCUUUUGAGUCACUGAAAGAGCUUCACUAUAGUGAAUAUUUGAUCUGGGAGGAGAUUGACAUACUUCUUGCUGGUAUUUGAAGGAUGGAGAAGUAUAUAACGAACGGUUACACUCCCAAUCAAAUUGGAUACUUAUUUCCUGUUCUUGGGAAAUGACACUUCUUGAAGCCUGAGGGCACCAACACCUGCACAUGCUGAUGUCAGUGUGCAUACACACCCACAUACCCAGUCCCUCUCUUCUCUUAUAUAUGUACAUGUCGAUCCAAAAGUACAGUCUCUUCCUGCCACCACAGUAAUUGGUGUACACUAUCUCAGGCAACAUCCUCAUUUAGAAUUAGAAUAGAAUAGAAUAGAAUAGAAUAGAAUAGAAUAGAAUAGAAUAGAAUAGAAUAGAAUAGAAUAGAAUAGAAUAGAAUAGAAUUUUUUAUUGGCCAAGUGUGAUUGGACACACAAGGAAUUUGUCUUGUCCAAUCACACUUGGCCAAUAAAAAAAUUAUGCACACCUAUAACUUAAAAGCCACUCAUACAUCUAGGGAAGAAAAAAAAACUUGAUAGGUCAAAAGUACCUCGAAUUAAGCUGUGAGAUCUCUGUUUGCCACAAGAUCUUGGCC